AUGAUUCAGGAGGGCCAUGAUCCUGAUGUUUUCACCUACAAUACUGUUAUUAAUUGCCUCAGCAAAAAUGGAGAGCUUGAUGAGGCUAAAGGAAUUGUAAAUGAGAUGGUGGACAGGGGCUGCUUGCCUGACACUGCCACAUUCAACACUCUCAUUGUUGCUCUAUGCUCACAGAAUCGACUUGAGGAAGCAUUGGACCUUGCACGUGAGCUAACUGUGAAGGGACUUUCUCCAGAUGUUUAUACUUUCAAUAUUCUGAUCAAUGCCCUUUGCAAGGUAGGAGAUCCUCAGCUUGGUAUGCGACUGUUCGAGGAGAUGAAGAGCAGUGGAUGCACCCCUGACGAAGUUACAUACAACAUAUUGAUUGAUCAUCUUUGCUCACUGGGGAAGCUUGGAAAUGCUUUGGAUUUGUUGAAGGAGAUGGAAUCCAGUGGUUGCCCUCGGAGUUCAGUGACACAUAACACAAUAAUUGAUGGAUUAUGCAAGAAAAUGAGAAUAGAAGAAGCUGAAGAGGUUUUUUAUCAAAUGGAUCUGCAGGGUAUUUCAAGGAAUGCUGUCACAUUUAAUACGCUUAUUGAUGGCUUGUGCAAGGCCAAAAGGAUUGAUGAUGCAACGGAACUUAUUGAACAGAUGGUAAAGGAAGGAUUGCAACCUGAUAAUAUCACUUAUAAUUCUAUUCUAACACAUUAUUGCAAGCAAGGGAACAUCAAGAAAGCAGCUGAUAUUUUAGAAACUAUGACAGCAAAUGGAUUUGAAGUUGAUGUUGUCACAUACGGAACACUCAUUAAUGGUCUAUGCAAGGCUGGUAGGACUCAGGUUGCUUUGAAGCUUUUAAGAGGCAUGAGAAUUAAAGGGAUGAGGCCUACUCCAAAAGCUUACAACCCUGUGAUACAGUCUUUGUUUAAACAGAAUAAUUUAAGGGACGCCCUUAAUCUUUUCAGGGAGAUGACUGAAGUGGCUGAGCCUCCUGAUGCCCUCACAUAUAGGAUUGUAUUCCGUUGUCUGUGUCGUGGUGGAGGUCCUAUCAAAGAAGCUUUUGAUUUCUUAGUGGAGAUGGUGAAUAAGGGUUUCAUGCCUGAGUUUUCAUCCUUCCGAAUGCUAGCUGAAGGUCUAUUAAAUCUGGGCAUGGACGAUUAUCUAAUUAGUGCUAUUGAACUAGUUAUAGAAAAGGCGGACUUUAGAGAGUCUGAUGUUUCUGCAAUAAGGGGGUAUCUCAAGAUCCGCAAAUAUUAUGAUGCAUUAGCAACUUUUGGCCGUCUCCUAGAGAUCAACAACCCUCAAUGGGCUUACCGAUGA
Molecule: messenger RNA, 1296 nt
Organism: Panicum virgatum (switchgrass)
Lineage: Eukaryota; Viridiplantae; Streptophyta; Magnoliopsida; Poales; Poaceae
Product: pentatricopeptide repeat-containing protein At3g53700, chloroplastic-like
Exons: 1
Coding region: 1-1296 (431 amino acids)
Molecular function (GO): protein binding
Source: RefSeq, a predicted model, not a curated record